AUGGCGCGCAGGCGCGGCCACGAGCGAGUAGGUAGCGCGCGGGAGAAGCGCGGCUGCGCCGUCGCCCACGAGGCUGCCAGUCGGCGCCUGGGCUGCGGCCCAGAGACAGCCACCAUUUCGUCUCCCGUUGGCUCCUGGGAGGAGCUCCACCGCAUCGCGGCCGAGCACUUUGCCGACGACUUGCCGGUCGACGAAGGGAUGCUCUCAUGGUCCAAAGCCUCGCUCGCAGCGUACUUUGAGUCUGGGGUGAACUCUCACGCCACCGCAUCCCGGCCGAGCGAGCCUGGCCAGGGCCGCCUGUACGCUGUGAGCGACGUGCACACCGACAAACCGGAGAAUAUGGCCUGGUGGCGCCGUCUCGAGGAAUGCGGCGCUCAUCGAGCCGACUCGCUCAUCCUGGCUGGUGAUGUCUCGCACCGGCCAGACGUGCUGCUCGAGACGCUACAGAUCGCGGCGCGCGCCUUCCGCACGGUCCACUUUGCGACGUGCGCUCGGCUCGGCGUGUGCACGGCUCCGGCGCUGGCGGCAGGCGCCAUCGUCGUGCCCAUCCUGUCGUGGCACCACCCGUCCUGGGACACGGAGCCCGACAUCUCUGGCUGGAGAGGCAUCCCUCCCGUCGAGCGCUGCCUGAUGGACUACCACAUGACGCGCUGGCCUCCCGGCGUGCGGCAGGAAGACGGCUCCGCCGCGGCGGCGGAGCUGCGCCGCCUCCACCCCUCGGCGCCGGUGGUGACGGCGUCGCACUUUGUGCCUCGCGUGGAGCUGUCUCCCGAGAAGCGGUACCUCUUCCUCCCCACCCUCGCCAAGGCAAUUGGCUCGGAGCCGCUGCGGGCGAGGGUGGAGGCGCUGCGGCCGGACGUGCACGUCUUCGGGCACACGCACUUCGGCUGGCGACCGCCCCUUCGCACGCGCGCGUGGCACCGCAGCACCGCGGCCCGACACUGCGGCCUUGCCGGCUGUAGGGACGCGACCCUCGACGGCGUGCGGUACGUGCAAGCCGCGCUCUCGUACCCGGAGGAGCGGCGUGGCCGGCUUGGCACCAUCGCGACGGGAGACCACUUCCCGCACGGCGGCGGCGACGAGCCGGCGCCCCUGCUCGUGUGGGACGGCGCCGCCCGCGAGUUUGCGCCUCGCUACCGCGCCGGCUGGAGCGCCUUCUACGACGCAAACCCGCGCCGCCCCGCUCUCACGCAUCUGCUCGCCCCAUACGUAGCCAGCCGCUACCAGGCGGAGCCCGGGGUGGGCGAGGUCGGCUGGGGGCCCGGAGUGACUCAGCCUGCGUGGCAGUUUGGGCCGCCGUCUACGCAUUCGACGGAGCGUGCGGCGAGGGCGGAAAGAGAAGGCUGA
Molecule: messenger RNA, 1347 nt
Organism: Emiliania huxleyi CCMP1516
Lineage: Eukaryota; Haptophyta; Isochrysidales; Noelaerhabdaceae
Exons: 5
Coding region: 1-1347 (448 amino acids)
Source: RefSeq, a predicted model, not a curated record